AUGCGAGCCAAAGGAGAAACUCUUAAUUCUGAUCAAGAGAAAGCACUGCUUGACUAUGACAUGGUUUCUUGCAGCGUUACUGUGAUCAAGGAAAUGGUUGACAGUCUGGCCGAACUACAAGUGAAACUGGACGAGGCGUUCGAAACGCACGAGAAGGAGGCUUUAGUCAAAAACGAGGAGUACGCUGUCGAUUCACUCCAGAGACUGAGUGCUAUUUGGGGUCUCCUUUCUAAACUCCAAUCCCCGAGCGUCAAGGCGGCCAUCAUUAAAGCCUCGUCCUCCCAGCAGUUCGUAAUGCUAGAUAAUCUUGCGAAAAUGAUAAAUAUGCCGCUUCCGGAGCCAAAGGCUGCAGACGCAUUUUCUCAGGAAUUUGAUGCGCUACUGAAAUCUAAUGCGUUUAAAGAGCAGGCCUCUAUUCUUCUUGGAUUAGCUAUUGGGCGCCCUGUACCCAUUUCGAACGCGAAAGGGAGUAAACUCCGUGGUCAGACAUUUGAGGACGUCAGGACCAUGUGCCUGAAUUUGCUAUCUAAUCCCGAUGUGAGGACCGCGCUGUCGGCGCCGUUUACUGAAUUAGCGGCGCCCAAGAAAAAACCAGUCCCAAGGGCUUCAGAGCCGGCCGUAAAACAAAACUCUUCUGCUACCCAGCCACAGGAAAUCAAGCCUGAAGCAGUGCACACUGAACCUUCGGUCCCCAGCUUGCCUGAAAAUGAGUUUCUCAAUAAUGUUGAGGCAGACGUAAUACUCAAUACCGUUCUAAACCCACUAAAGACCAACUUCAACUUUUUGCAGGUUAGUUACUCGUGUGCUUGUAGCUGGUGUGGUCUUCUACUAUCAUCAUAAUGCAUUGCUCUGUUGUGUCCCGCUUUCACUGGGUUUUGCGCUUUCUAGUUGUAUACUCAGAACCUGCGCCAGUAGUUGCGCAUAAACUGCAUUCCUAUACCUUGGAUUGGCGUAAUUUUGCUACUGUUCGGUGUGCGCACUCGCUUGCUUGUGUAGCACGUCCCCUCUCCGGCGCGUUCGUCGGCACUUUACAUGUUCUGGUCCAGCGCACUUUGUCGUCGACUGUUUUGGGGAUUUAGCAGUUGUGCCAACAGGCCUUGGCAUGCAUAGUGUCAAGUCAACUUUAAAACACCUCUUUUGUUAGAGAUCUGUGACUUGCAUGGAUUCUGCCGUUAAAGCAUCUUGUUUGCUUCAUGACAUUGGAUUAGUUUAGAGUGAAGAAUGACGGCUUCUGACACUCUAUUUAUAAUUUUAUACGCGGCUAAACCGCUUUUCCUUUUAAGUGACCGUGCCUCCCGCUUAUUCACAAAUAUACAGUUAGUACAGUCAUAAGCUAAGCCAUAUUAGCUGUUCGGGUCAGUCUUAUUACACAACGCUUGCUUUACAGAGGGAGAGUUUCUUAAGACUGUGAUGUCUAAACCCACAUCACCCUUCAAUGGGUAGACGGUACUUAUCAAUCAUAUCGAGUGUUGAAGAAACCGUUGAUGUCCAUCAGAACAGCGCGAAGUAGUCUUAAGCUAAACUGGGAAAAUGGAAAAGGGAACUUUACAGACUUUAAGUGCGCAGCUGCUCCUCUUGUGGCUGCAACUUAAUCCACUUGUUCAUUCAUUUUAGUGAAUGGAUUGCUAUUAGACAAGUGAGAUAGCAUUCUAUUUCCGAUAUCGUCAGUGGUCUGCCCCCGUCAUAGUAUCGGGCAAAAACGGCAGGUCAUGUUAUCACUCAGUUUGUUGAAAGACCUUAUACCCUAGUAUUUUUACUACAGUCGAUCUCGAUUGCAUUUCAUUUUUCGGCGUAUCCACAUCGAUGUGGUCAGGUGAUCAUUUGUUACGCAUUCAUAGGAAUAAGUACAAUAUAACAGAACCUCGUCGCCGCCAGUUUAUUUUAACGGGGUCCAGGUUAUAGCCUCUACUUAAAAAUGGACAGUGAUCAUGAUAUAUCCAGCUUUAGUUUCCCUUAUUUCAGGAUUCGCAUGUUGGACCAUCUUCAUCGACUGCGGUUCCUUCGCUCGUUUCGCAACCUCCGAUCUCGAUGUCUCAUGCCCUCCCCCAAGUACACGAAACUAUUCAACAUCAUAGUCAGCAGGUGCCGCGCAUGGAUUCAAACAUUCCUCAAGGAGCUCCUCUCACUCAACCACCGAUGCAUCAGCCGCCUCAGCUUGAUCAGCCACGUCAUCUGGAGAACACCCGUCAUGAACAUGAAAUUCAGCCACAACAAAUUGAGAUGCAUAGUAAACACCCAGACGAGCAGAACGAAACAUUUGGGCAUGCCGAACCGCUACCUCAGCAGGUCUCACACAGUACUCAACAGCCGCAGGCCCAGGUUGAGAACACUCAACAUCAGGAGCAAAUGCAGCUCUCUUUGGACGAUUCAGAUGCCGCUAAACACACGGAGAAGCCAGCGGACGUACCGAAAAAAUCGAAGGCAAAACGCGGUAAACCGGCAGUGCCUGCUGAACCACCGUCAAAGACAGCUAUAAUCAGUGCGGAACACGUUCAGGAAGAAGUAAAACCAUCUAAACCAAAGACUUGGGCUGAUCUUGUUCGUGGAAGUGCCGCGGAACCGGUAUCAUCUUCACCCACACAACCACCUGUUUUUGAGCAAGUAUCUACCACCGAGCCUGUUCUAGGAAAGCCUCACGGGCACGAAGAUGAUGUCACACAGGAUCGUGGCCAACGUCCGGUGUACGGACGCGAAAAUGGUAAUUGGGCCCCUCGCGGAGGCUUCAGAGGUGGUCGUGGACGUGGUGCCGGACCAGGUUUUCGAGGUACACUUUAUAUUAACAGCGUUAUGUGUUUUCUAGUCUUGUCGUCGACUUAGUUGUCCUUAACUUGAUUAUUCGCAGCCUUUCUACAUAGAAACGGAAAGUUUUGCCGUCACGGGACCGUGUCGUAACCAUUCAUUUAUGCAGGCAGCUAAGUCUGUACUGCCCUUACCGCACUACUGAAAUUUUGCAGAACAGAAGUACCGACUUACGCUUUUAGAUUUAAAUUCAGGCUUACGCGAAGGCGUUCACCCGGACGCUAGUGUUAAAAUGUGACUUCAGCACACUCGCUAAUUUCAUCAAGAGUACUAAGACUGAUUUUACACGUGCACGGACAAAACCUCUUGCAAAGACCAUUCUUCCCUUUCUGAGUUACUACGACGUCCUCACCGUGGAAACGUAAAACGUUGUUCACGUAUUUUAUGUCGUUGGCGUCUUCUCAUCACUUUUCCUCAACCUUUUAGCCAUCCUUGCUUACUACUAUCCUUAAUUAGACGACUGAACAACCAUGAUUUAACCGGCCGCACGGACCCUAAUUAACUAGCUUUAGCGCGGUCUUAGUGUCUUUCGAUUGACGGUAGCAUUUUUGGUGUCAUUCAUUUGCUUUAUGCAUAUCCGUUUAAGUAGCAUUCACGCUUGUCAGUUUCUCCACAUAAAUUGAUUUUUUGUGGUCGUUAGUGCUGGGAAUAAUGUGAGGUAUACGUUUCUAACGAAGCCAGUCACCGCAAGGUUGCGUGCUGCGAACUGCCACGACUCAUCACUGUCCCAACUACCAGCUCGUGGCAGACCUUAAAAACUACUAGAGACGCUAGAUCUCUUUCCGUUGUAGCAUUAUUUUAUAAGCUAUCGUCCUUAUCCUUUUGACACUCCUGUUCUUUAAACUUUACUUACCAUAUUUAACUUUGUAGGUGGUCGUGGCAGAGGAAGCGCGCGUGGGUCUUUUCAGCCAAAUAACCAACGUGGCGAUUUCCACACCGCUCGACCGUCACAAAUACAGUCCGCCUGCUAA
This is a messenger RNA of Spirometra erinaceieuropaei, 3770 nucleotides long. The record is from the annotation of a GenBank genome assembly. NCBI's taxonomy places the organism in Eukaryota, Metazoa, Platyhelminthes, Cestoda, Diphyllobothriidea, Diphyllobothriidae.